Molecule: messenger RNA, 1132 nt
Organism: Lotus japonicus
Lineage: Eukaryota; Viridiplantae; Streptophyta; Magnoliopsida; Fabales; Fabaceae
Product: protein LIFEGUARD 4-like
Exons: 4
Coding region: 160-882 (240 amino acids)
Cellular component (GO): membrane
Source: RefSeq, a predicted model, not a curated record
UCGGUUUCAACAAAACAGAGUACGUUGCAGCUGAAAAAACAACAACCAACAACAUCAUUCAAUAUCAUCUUCAUCAUCAAUUGACAUAUCUUUCUUCAUCAUUUUUCUCUUCUGAAUUCAUUUUGUGGGGCUUCUCUGGUUAAUUGACAUAUCACUGCCAUGGGGAAGCACGGUGACAUUGAGGCUGGGGCCAGCAACAAUAACAAUGUCUUGUAUCCAUACAUGAUAGAGUCACCGGAGCUACGGUGGGGAUUCAUCCGCAAGGUUUACACCAUUGUUUCUCUUCAGCUUCUUUUCACAGCUGGGUUUGCCUCCUUCUUCAUCUUCUUCCCACCGGCAAAGAAUUUUGCUCUCUACAAUGAUUAUCGCCUCUUUGUAUUCUUUGGAGCUGUCAUCGUCACAUUCAUACUUUUGUUUGUGUUGAGCAAAUAUUACAACAAACACCCGUUGAAUCUUUUUCUUCUUGGUCUCUAUACUCUGGGCAUGUCUGUUACCAUUGGAUUUGCUUGUGCCUUUGCCAAAGCAAUGAUUGUCCUAGAAGCUGCAUUUCUAACGGGUGUGGUUGUUGCGAGCUUAACGUUGUACACAUUUUGGGCUGUGAAAAGAGGCAGUGAUUUUAGUUUCCUUGGCCCAUUCCUCUUUGCUUCCCUUAUGGUCAUGUUGUUAUUCGCAAUGAUUCAGAUAUUUUUCCCUCUUGGACCAAUCGGGCGGAUGGUGUUUGCUGGGAUUGGAGCACUAGUGAUGUGUGGUUUCAUCGUAUAUGACACGUGUGACCUGAUUAAAAGAUACACCUAUGACGACUAUAUAUGGGCUGCUAUCUCCAUCUAUGGUGAUAUUGUCAAUCUCUUCAUGUACCUGCUUACACUUUUGAAUGACCUAUAAGUCAUUUAGUUAGGUGAUCCUCAAUUUCGAACUUCUUUCUUCCAUCUUCACUUUGUUUAGAUGCAGAAGGGUCAUUCAAGGCCAAAUUGGAAAAUUACCAUAAAUCUUUUAUCAGUUACGCUAUUUGUUACGAAGAAAAAUCAACGAAGGUCAAGAAUGAGUUGUGUUUUCUCCAAAAGAAAAAGAUUUGGAAUUGAACUGUUAUUUACGAACAUAAGUUUGACGAAACCAACGAAUACAAAUAUAUCAU